Drosophila rhopaloa is the source of this 3163-nucleotide messenger RNA. Its product is annotated as putative sodium-dependent multivitamin transporter. Gene Ontology annotation, biological process: sodium ion transport; transmembrane transport. Gene Ontology annotation, cellular component: membrane. NCBI's taxonomy places the organism in Eukaryota, Metazoa, Arthropoda, Insecta, Diptera, Drosophilidae. Bases 1027 to 2841 code for a protein of 604 amino acids. The record is from RefSeq and is a predicted model, not a curated record. The transcript has 2 exons. Gene Ontology annotation, molecular function: symporter activity.
CACCCACAUAAACUGGUCCAUAUAGAUACCAUACCAUAUUUAUGAUAGCACCCAAAGAACUAUUUUUGGCCUUGCAAGAAAGUCAUGUGUCGUGUGUUAGUUAUUUAAACACUUGAGUCUUCCCGCACCCGUCAAAAGCCUCUAGAGCUGAAUAAUUCUUGCAACAACAAUUUUAGUUUAGCCUAGAGCUACAAUCACCAGACAAGUCCACAUAAUAACCAGAUUUAUGAUAGCAGCCAUAAAACUAUUUUUGGUCUCCAAGAAAGUCAUAUGAUUUGUUAGUCGUCUGUUAGUUAUUUUUUCGCUUUAUUAAGGGUAGUUCAUCAGCUCAAAAACUGCAUAAGUUGCAACUUUGUCGUAAACACAAAAUGUUGUCACUUCUUAUUUAUUUGACCACUGCUCCAGUCCUCCUCUGACUUCCCGCCUGGCCUCGCUGUCUUUAUUAAUUAAUUUCACUCGUAAAAAUCGUAAAACAAACAAGCAGAAGAGGGGGAAGCUAGCUCUACACAGCUAACGACAAUCGCAACAACAAUUACAAUUGCAAGCCAACGGGCAAAUAAAUAUUUAUGGAUGGCUAAACUCUGUCGACCACAGUGCCAGCCACAAGUGGGUGUCCCGAUGAGCUGAAAGUGCACUGGGGCCGAGCCCUCAGUGGGUCAGCCAGUGGGAUGAACUCUCUGGAAUGGAUUCCAAGGCCUUGUGGUCGGCGGUUCUGUUAUCCUUCGCCUUGUUACCCCGUUUUCCAGGCACACGUGGUGCAACACAACAGGCCGCUAUCUCUCGACGGGGUCGUAAAUGCCGUAAAUGCCCAAUGAUGGCUCACCAACACAGCCUGUGUUUCCAUUUGGGCCUUUAUUUCAUCGACGACCGGCAGACGGUGAAGACGUGUUCGGAGGCCCAAAAGCACAUUCGCUGAAUCUCAAGAGGCCCGAUUAGGGCAACUUAUCAGCCGGAGCGAUUAGAUGUGCGAUAGGGGAUUGCCAGCAAAACCAGCUUAGCAGCAGCUCCGUAAAACCACAAUCCGCUAUGACAACCUUGGGCGCCUGGGACUACACCAUACUGGCGGUGGUGCUGGUCAUCUCCGUGGCCAUUGGCGUCUACUACCGCUUCGUAGGCGGCAAGCAGAGCACCACCACCGAAUACCUGCUGGCGGAUCGCUCCAUGGGCGUAGCCCCAGUGGCCUUCAGCCUAAUGGCCAGCUUCAUGUCGGCCAUCACCAUACUGGGCGUCUCCAUGGAGAACUACCAGUACGGCACCAUGUUCGUGCUGAUCAAUCUGUCCUACGUGGUGUCCACGCCGGUGGCCGCCUACCUUAUCAUCCCGGUCUUCUACCGCCUGAAGACGGCCAGCGUGUACGAGUACCUGGAGCUGCGCUUCGGCUAUGCCACCCGACUGGCCGCCUCGCUGAGUUUCUCGCUGCAGAUGGUCCUCUACAUGGGCAUUGUGGUCUACGCCCCGGCCUUGGCCCUGGAAGCUGUGACCGGACUGAACCAGGUAUUCUCCAUCGUGAUCGUGGGAGUAGUCUGUACCUUCUACGCGACGCUCGGCGGAAUGAAAGCCGUUCUCAUCACGGACAUCUACCAAUCGCUCCUCAUGUUCGCCUCGGUCUUUUGCGUGAUCAUCUGCGCCUGGGUGAAGGCGGGCAGCCUGGAGACGAUAUGGCGUGUGGCGCAGGAGAACGGUCGCAUCAAUUUCACCAACUUUAGUGUGGAUCCCACGGAGCGGCACACUUGGUUCACCCAGAUCCUGGGCGGAAGUGCCACCUACCUGGCCAUCUAUGGGGUCAACCAAACGCAGGUCCAGCGCCUGAUGGCAGUGAGGAGUUUGAGUGCGGCUCGUGCGGCCCUGUGGUGGUGCCUGCCCAUUCUGUGCCUGCUGAGCGUAAGCACCUGCUUCUCCGGGCUGUGCAUUUACUGGUACUACCGCGACUGCGAUCCGCUGUUGGAGGGUCGGGUCAACUCGCGCGACCAGGUUAUGCCCCUCUUCGUCGUGGACACGAUGGGCGAGUACACCGGCCUCGCAGGGCUCUUCGUCUCGGGGAUCUUCUGUGCCAGUCUAUCAACGAUUAGCUCGAUAAUCAGCUCAUUGGCGGCUGUCACCCUGGAGGACUACCUCAAGCCUUUGGUUAGCUGCUGCGCCAAACGCACGCUCACGGAUCGCCAGACUUUGUGGUACUCCAAGUUGCUGUCGCUAUUCUUCGGAGCCCUCUGCAUUGGCAUGGCCUUCAUGGCGGGCUCGAUUGGAGGACUCCUGCAGGCGGCACUCUCAAUCUUCGGCAUCAUUGGCGGCCCUCUCCUGGGACUCUUCACGCUGGGCAUGUACGUGACCAAGGCCAACGAGAAGGGAGCCAUCGGAGGACUGCUCAUCUCGCUGGUGUUUUGCUUUUGGAUCGGUUUCGGCCAACCAAAGCCCCCACUGGUUAGCUUGGACAUGUCCACGGCGGGCUGUCCCAUUAAUAGAAGCUAUACUCGCGACAUUUUCCUCCAAGCUGCAACAGCGAAGGUUGAGGAUGAGCACUUCUUUUACCAGUACAGGAUCAGCUACAUGUGGUACGCUGCCAUGGGCUUCGUGAUUGCCUUUUUCGGCGGCUGGCUCUUAUCCUGGCUGUUCGCCGUCCUCAAUUGGGACAACAAUCGGCGCAUCUACCAGGAUGCGGACUGUAAACUGAUCAAGCACGAUCUCUUCGUGCCGCCGCUGGCCAAACGCCUGCAACGGCGACAGAUGCCGCUCCUGGUGGUCACCGGCACCAGCUCGGAGAUAGGCGGCAUCUCGGUGGAGACUGCAUCAGCCCCGCCGCGGCUGGACGAGAUCGAGUGGGAGAAACACAAGGCUGUGGCGUAGCUUAACAGACACUUUUAAGAGCUUAAAAACGCUGUUCGCAGCGUUUUAUUUGGCGCCGUUUUGAUUUUUGUUCUUCAUACUUACUUUGCAAGUUUCAUUCAGCUGACUUAGCUUUAUAUUGGGUCGCCCCAUCAAGUAGCGGCCUUAAAAAGAAAUCAUUUCAAAUAAGAACAAGUUGGGUGUUUUUCAAUAUGGUUAAGUUUAAUAGCAGUUUUAUACGAGCCUAAUUAAUCCACAUUAUCAUUAUAGAUGUUUAGAAACUAGUUGUCAUUAAAAAAAAAGUCACUUUGUUAUUUAUUAUGCGAAAGUGCAUCAAAUUGAA